Molecule: messenger RNA, 1626 nt
Organism: Brenthis ino (lesser marbled fritillary)
Lineage: Eukaryota; Metazoa; Arthropoda; Insecta; Lepidoptera; Nymphalidae
Source: the annotation of a GenBank genome assembly
AUGGUGCAAGUGGAAAUUUUAGAUGGGAUCUUAGAAGGAGAAAGAGUUAUAAAUGAAUAUGGUGGAUCAUUUUACAGUUUUAGAGGUAUCCCAUAUGCAAAACCUCCAAUUGGUGAAUUAAGGUUUAUGGCACCUCAACCUGUGGAACCAUGGCAAGGUGUGCGAAAUGCAAAAGAAGAGGGUCCAGUAUGUAUUCAGUAUGAUAGUUAUAUCACAAACCAAUAUUGUGGACAAGAAGAUUGUUUAUAUCUAAAUGUUUAUUCACCUGAUCUAAAACCGAAUCAAUCUUUACCAGUUAUGGUCUGGAUUCAUGGCGGCGGAUUCACUUGUGGUAGUGGAAAUUUCUAUGAGCCUGAAUUUCUUAUUAAAAAGGAUGUAGUACUUGUUACAUUUAACUACAGGCUAGAAGUACUCGGCUUUCUUUGCUUAAAUACUGAAGAAAUUCCAGGCAACGCUGGUAUGAAAGAUCAAGUGGCGGCAUUAAGGUGGGUCCAAAAAAAUAUAAAAUAUUUCGGAGGGGAUCCAAGCAAUGUAACGAUAUUUGGAGAAAGUGCUGGAGCAGGGAGUGUUUCAUACCAUUUAGUAUCCCCGAUGAGUGUCGGCCUAUUUAAAAGAGCCAUAUUACAAAGUGGGGCAAUUACCAAUGCUUGGAGUAGAUGUGAACGUCCUCGUGAUAGGGCACUCAAUCUUGCAAGGAAAUUGGGAUUUUAUUCAGAAAAUGAUAUCGAACUUGCAGCAUUUUUCAAAUCUGUACCUGUUGAAUCCCUUGUCAAAAUUAACCUACCAGUUACCCUUGCUGAAAAUUUCGAAACUAAACUUAAUGUUUGGUUUUCAAUCGUUAAUGAAAAAAAAUUCGAGAAUUGUGAGAGAUUCUUCUUUGAAGAUGAACUACAAAACAAAAUGCCUGAAAUUCAUAAAAAUAUUGAAAUAAUAAUUGGUUACACUGAACAUGAAGGUAUUUUGGCCUUAAAUGCUGGAUUCAAUCUUGAUGAAAUUAUCGAACAGUCUAAUAAUUUCGCAGACUAUUUCGUACCUAGUUCUAUUAGGUACAAAGCUAGUCUUCAUGAUCAAUUAGACUUAGGCAAUAGAAUUAAAAAAUACUAUUUUAAAGAUGAUAUAGUAUCGAUGAAAAAUAUAAAACAAUUACUGAAUUAUUUCUCAGCAAACUUUUUUGUCUAUGGAAUUAUUGCAUUGGCCAGGGCAAUUGCUAAAAGUAACCAAAAUAAACUUUACUUAUAUAAGUUUACCUGUAAAACAAAAAGAAAUAUAUUUGCUGAAAAAUUGGGCACACUAAAUUUUUUGGGAACAGAUGAGACUUUUGUAUGUCAUGGGGAUGAUAUUGCUUAUCUUUUCCCUUUGUCAAUUAUUUCAGAAAAGGUUAACGAAAAUUCUAUUGAACAGGACACGAUUGAGACAGUUACUAAUUUAUGGACAAAUUUUGCUAAAUACGGGAGUCCAACACCUAACAAUGAUACAGGAGUAGAAUGGCGUCCUUUCACUAUUGAGGAGCAAGAUUAUUUAAACAUUGGUAACACACUGGCCAAAGAGAACCAUCCCGAAAGAGAUGAAGUUUUGUUUUGGGAUACAAUUUAUAAUCGAUUUUUCCCUCAUUACACAGAGUUUGAG